Messenger RNA from Ooceraea biroi (clonal raider ant), 2474 nucleotides. Its product is annotated as DNA primase large subunit. The record is from RefSeq and is a predicted model, not a curated record. Gene Ontology annotation, biological process: DNA replication initiation; DNA replication, synthesis of primer. Lineage: Eukaryota; Metazoa; Arthropoda; Insecta; Hymenoptera; Formicidae. Gene Ontology annotation, cellular component: alpha DNA polymerase:primase complex.
UAUUUCCAUAUUUCGUCAAAUUUUCUACUGUUUUGUGCUUAAAAUAUUUGAAUUUUAUGUAUCUUAUAUGCACAUUUCUAGGUAGCAGACUUGGCUGCCAGAGCGCGGUAGUGCACGGACGUCGCAUGUUAGGUUAGGUUAAGCUAGCCAGUUGAAGCGUCUUUCGUGUUAGAUCGUCGUAUCGUUACACCAGUUCUAUCUCCACUUCAGUCUGAAAUCGCUGCAUGAACCAACAGGAGAGGAAAUAGAGAUAAAAUACGAAUUAAAAGAAAGUAUACAAGAAGUGCAUCUAAAAGCGAACGGUCGUUCGCGACCAUUCCUAUCGCGAAUCGGACGACGUUUCGAAUCGCGUGCGAGAUGGCGGGAAAACGAAGCGGGAAAAUCAGCAACAACGUGAUGCGGAAUGCAGCAUGACACCCGUCCACGAAAAUGUCCAGCCUUCUCUGGCAAUUUGAUUUCGCUGUUUUCGUCGCAAGUGAUUGAUCAGCGUUGCGAAAGAUUAUUAGACGACUCGCCUGUCAAGAGCGGAUCCGCCACGGCUGACGUUCGAUAGUGAUCACCAACGUGUGUUCAAUUUCUUUAUGUCUUGCCGCAGAAGUGUCAUAAGCUUGUAGCUAGCCGAAGAAGGAUGGAGUACAAGGCGCGUCAGAGUACGCGUUACACGAGCGUGGCUGACACGACGAGCGUCAAUGACUAUCCCCAGGACAUUCAGAUGUACGAUGUGCCUCCGGUAGGCGAGAUGUCGUUGGAGGAGUUUCAAGAGCUGGGCUUUGACAGACUGAAAGCUCUACGACUGGUCGAAACAACGAACUACAGGGGCGACCUGAAGACGCCAGAGGAGCGCAAGAAAGCGCUAGGUGACUCCCUGAAAAUUGAUGGAUUGAAGUACUACGUGAAUCUCCUGUACGCCAAUGGAUCCAAUCCACAAUCGGAGGAGCAUUUGCAGGCGAGGAAGAGGGAUCACGUGUCACACUUUAUUUUAAGGCUCGUCUACUGCCACGACACAGAGCAGAGCAAGUGGUUCGUCAAUCAGGAGGUGGAAUUCUUCAAGCUGAGGUUCAGCUCGCUGGACAAAAAGGGCAUCGAGAGCCUGCUCAGUAUUAACAACAUAAAUUGCAUAUGCAUAUCGCAAGAGGAGAAAGAAGAGUUGAAAGAGGAGCUCAGUCUGUCGUCCGGGAAGGUCGCGAAUAUCGAUAUCGCCGACAUCUACAAAGUGCCUUUCGAGAAGGUGAUCGACCUGGUCAGGGCGCGUAGAGUCUACCUCAAAGCAGGGAUGGCUUACAUCACCCACAUGGAUCUUAGUUCUGUAUUUGUUUCCCAUUUUAGAGACAACCUGGUUAGAGGCUUGGAGAGUGCAAGAGUCCUGUACGAUAACAUAUCUGAUGACGAAAGACUGACCCGGUACUUGACGGGUCUUCCCUCGGCGUUCUCCGGAAUGGCACGCGUCGUUUGGUCCACCACAGCCACGCCAGUUGACAAGCUGAACGAUUUGUCGAAAACGUCGUAUCCUUUAUGCAUGAGAACGCUUCACGAGGCGCUGGUCACCAACAGCCACCUGAAGAAUUCCGGUCGCAUGCAGUACGGAUUAUUCCUGAAAGGUAUUGGCGUGACUCUGGAAGACGCCUUACGUUUCUGGAGAGACGCGUUCUUGAAGAAGACCGACGGGGUCGCGUUUGAUAAAAAGUACGCGUACUCCAUCAGGCACUACUUUGGCAAGGAGGGGAGGCAGACGAAUUACACGCCGUACGGCUGCCAGAAGAUUAUAUCUGGCGCGGUCGGGCCUGGAGAGUAUCACGGGUGCCCGUUCAGGCACAUGGAUCGCGAUUCCCUGUGCCAGAAGCUAACUAGUUACGGCGUAUUCGCCUCCAAUGCGACUGAGAUCAUGGACUUGGCCAAGGAUGGGCAGUAUCACCUCGCGUGUGCCAAGUACUUCGAAGUUACGCACAACAAACCGUCGAGCAAGCCGCUUCUGCACCCGAACGCGUACUUCGCCGAGAGUCGAUCAAUUUUGUCCGAGGAGGAUGGCAAAGAUAUCGACAACAAAGAUAAGUUCUCUCAGAGCACAACCGGCACCCCCGUGAGUCUACCAAGGAAGAACGACAGGUAUUCUACACCGUCCGGAAACGUAGAUUACAAUGGCACGCCGAAGAGAAACGACAGAUACGCUACACCGUCGAGGAACGCGGACGCGGAUACACCACCUUUGAGAAAAGUUCAGAAAACGAGCUACGAGACGCCGCCGUCGAAGAAGGCGGCGAAAAUGACGCCGGUGAACAUCGCGGAUAUGCUGAACGAUGAUGAUUUCGCGGAUUUCAUGGAUGUGGACAUAGCGGAGCAGAGUUAACCAGCAUACGUCUCUCUUGUAUUAUAAGUAUUGUAUUUAUAUUUCUUGGUUUAAUGCACAGAAUUCCACCCAAGUCAUCCAUACUUGUGAAUAUUGUUAUCAGUAAUUGUCAAGAUACGUCAAUUUUAUA